CUUCAAUUGGGAGGGGAAAACAUGUUUUCUUAAAAGACCAACAGAUUACCCUCAAAGUUUGCUCCAAUCUCCAUGUUUGGUUUAACAUGGGACUUACAGAGUGGUAUUUUCUACCAAUUUUUUUUGUUCAUUCUUUCGUUGCAAAUGCAGAAAAAAUAUCAGAAAUGAAUCAAGACUUUUGCAUCUUCUCAAAUGAAUUAUUUUCCUCUAAUGUAUCUUUCAUGGUACAGUGUAAACAAAGACUUGAAGUGGUAUCAUAUUUCAGAAAUAAAGAUCAGUGGGAAUGUGAUGUGCUCGGUUCACUGAUCACGAUUAAUGAAAAUGUAAAAAUACUUCAAACAUUGAAUUGUUAGUUUCUGGCAUUAUUAGAGAAUAUUAAAGACCAUUAUACCUUGUGGUUUCACGUUGAAAAUAAACAACCAAGGAAUAUGAUGAUGCUAUCAAAAUAUCAAAUUGAUGUGAAAUUCUGAUAGGAGAUAACUUGUGUGAAAUGAAACUGGUGCACACAAGGAUUUUCCAUAGUGGAACUCUCAAAACCAAAGGACUAAGCUAACUAAGCUAACUAACCUGAGCUAAGAAAAUGCUCAGAUUGCAUCAAAUAAUGUCUUCGAAAAAACAUUUUUUCUGGGGGAACACACCCCGGACCCCCCCCCCCAAGAUCAGACAUCCCCAAGUAGGUGUACCAGCUCAAAAUAUAGCCCUUGCACCCAUGGUUCUCCAGUCAUUCUCUUCAAUUGGGUGUUGUUCCUAAGUCAUCCUCUUCAAUGCAACAGGGCAUUGUUCUU
Owenia fusiformis is the source of this 785-nucleotide messenger RNA. The record is from the annotation of a GenBank genome assembly. Lineage: Eukaryota; Metazoa; Annelida; Polychaeta; Sabellida; Oweniidae.